AUGGCAGGAUCUGGAGGAGGUGAGCUGAGAGCGCCGAUCUUCACCGGCGAGAAUUAUGAAUUCUGGAGUAUAAGGAUGAAAACCAUUUUUAAGUCUUAUGGACUAUGGGAAUUUGUGGAAAAAGGAAUCGAGAGCUCAGAUUCGAAGGGAGCUGAUUCAGAUCUGAAGAUGAAGGAGAAAGAGGGAUCGAGUGACGCUUCAUCUCUCACGGAGAAGCUCAUGAAAGAUGCCAAGGCGCUUGGGCUGAUUCAGGGAGCAGUCUCGGAUGAAAUUUUUCCUCGGAUCUCACACGAAGAAACUUCUAAGGGAGCCUGGGAUAUUCUGAUGCAAGAAUUUCAUGGAGACAAACAGGUUAGAAGUGUUAAACUACAAGGUCUUCGUAGAGAAUUUGAGGAUAUAGAUGUGAUUGAGGUUCAAGAGGUAGUUGCCUCACUGAAAAGUUUUGCACAGAGGUUGGAGAGACAUAAUGAGAACAAGACUGAGAGGGCAUUUGCGAGUUUAAGUGUGAAUCCCAAGUCUGUCAAUUCUCCUGGAAAUCAAGGAAAUAGAUAUCAAAAGAAUUGGAAGCCAAAAUACAAAAAUUGGAAUCAAAAGCCUGUCUACCAAUCUGGAAAGCAAUUUGUAGCUGCAGAAGGGGGAAGAAAUCCUUGCAAGCACUGUGAUAAGUACCAUUAUGGAGAGUGUUUUCUUAAAAGCAAGCCUAAGUGUCACUGUUGUGGAAAAAUUGGUCACAUUGCAAGGGAUUGUAAUACUAAGAAAAAUGCUCAAGGUGUUCAGCAACUAAACUUUGCAGCUCAGGUUCCUUCUACAACUACUAUGUUCUAUGUAAGUAAUGAGGUUGACAAGAAGACUAUUGAAGAUGUAUGGUAUGUGGAUAGUGGUUGUAGUAACCACAUGACUGGUAAAGAAGAUAUACUGAUUGACAUUGACAGAAGCAUAACUGCCAAGGUAGAAAUGGGAACUGGACAGUUGGUUGAUGUUAUAGGAAAAGGAAGUUGGUAG
This is a messenger RNA of Malus domestica (apple), 1002 nucleotides long. Lineage: Eukaryota; Viridiplantae; Streptophyta; Magnoliopsida; Rosales; Rosaceae. The record is from RefSeq and is a predicted model, not a curated record.